CUUGCCUUACACCCCCUGUCAGUUCAAGCUAGCUGUCAGGUGGGAGCCGUCUGAAUUGUUUGGCCCUUCAAGUAUCAUUUAAAGUGUGCAAUAUUGUGUUCAUAUCUUUACUCGAACAAAAAAAAUGUAACUUGACUGAAAGAGCAACCGCUGUUGCUGGUUUAACGUCAAGUCAGUGCGAGCUGGAAGCUCACAAGCUAGCCAGUCAGCUAGCUAGCUAGCCAACGUUACGCAGCUGUCAGUCAGCGAAGCUAAGUUGCUAACAAGCUAGCGGCUCGGGCUGCACCACCACUGUUGUGACGCUUACAGCCAGAAGCAGUCCUCUACCGGACACGUAAGAUCAGAAUAUUUUCUAAAAUGGACAAAGACGAAGCCGACCGGUUGAUAGAAAAGGCGAAGCUGUUGUUACGGUCAGGACGCAAGGACCGAGCGCUACAGCUGCUCUACGAAGCCCAGAAUAUCUAUCCCAGCACCCGGGCCAGAGUGCUGAUUGAUGCCAUAGUUAAAAAUGGAAGCAACGCUGCUCCGGAAGCAAACCACGUACCCCCACCAAAAGGCUGGAGAGACGAGGACUGUGGAAACACUGAGAAAAGUCACGUGAGUGGUGAUGACAAGAAGAGCUACACAGAAGAGCAGCGGCAGGGUGUUCUCAGGAUUAAGAAUUGCAAGGACUUUUAUGAGAUCCUUGGUGUUCCCAAGAAUUCCAGUGAUGAGGAUCUGAAGAAGGCAUACAGAAAGUUGGCGCUCAAGUUUCACCCUGACAAGAACUUUGCACCAGGAGCCACAGAUGCAUUCAAAGCAAUAGGCAACGCAUACGCAGUGCUGAGCAAUCCAGAGAAGAGGCAGCAGUAUGAUCAGUAUGGAGAUCAAUCGGCAGCAGAGAGCGCAUCACAACACACCACCCACCAUCGCCAUGGACACUACCGAAGCUUCCACAGAGACUUUGAGGCUGAUAUUUCCCCUGAGGAGCUCUUCAACAUUUUCUUUGGAGGACGCUUCCCCACAGGAAACAUUCACGUCUAUACCAACCAGGGAGCCUCCUACUCUCAGUUCUACCAGCCUCGUCGACGACGCGCUUAUGAGAGACGCGAGGAGGUGGUGGAGGAUAACCAGAGUCAAAACACCUUCACGGCUCUGCUGCAGCUGCUCCCUGUCCUUGUGCUGAUCCUCAUCUCGGUGUUCACUCAGAUGAUGGCCACCAACCCGCCCUACAGCCUUUUCUACAAGCCGUCCAUGGGGCUGGUGGUCUCCCGGGAAACGCAACACAUGGGUGUCCCGUACUACGUGGAUAAAAGUUUUGAAAAGGAGUACCGUGGCGCUGCUCUGGAUGAGCUUGAGAAGACGAUAGAGAGUGACUACAUUGAACACUUGCAGAGCAGCUGCUGGAAGGAAAAGCAGCAGAAGUCAGACCUGGCCAACCUUGGGCAGCUGUACCGAGACGAGCGUCUAAAGCAGAAAGCAGAGUCCAUGCGGCUGGACAACUGUGAAAAGCUGCAUAGACUGGUGGGACGUCAGAGAGGCAGCAAGUGAGGAUGGUCUGCUGAAGAGGACACUUUCUUUCUGUGUGCAGUCACAAUCCGGUACAUUAUUCUAACAUUUAUUAUUUGAGGUCAUUUCUCUACUCGAGCCACACUGGAAGGAAUCAGGUGCAGCAGAGUUGGAAACAAUGUGCCUUCUCUCCUCCGGGAUGGUAGGAUAUCAAAGUUGCAUGUCAGCUGCUUUGGUGGUCACAGCACUGUCAGUGUUGUACUAAGGCUCCACUCCUGUUCUACUUUAAAAAAACAAGAACAUAUAUACUGUAUAAAUGGUCUCCGUAUGAGGUCACGGUAUUAAGCUAUGUUUGUGUCCACACAUUUUAUUUGUCUAUUUAUUUUCUUGACUGUUUAGUAUCCUUGCCAAACAUGAGUAUUUAAUUAAUCACUACAGAGACGUUAAUAAUGAUUCUUUGAAAUCACAGUGCUUCUGUACUGUGAAGUGAUGGAGCACCUUUUAAUUUAUUAUAUAUUUAUCAGAAAAUAGGAAGGACUGAUAUUUACACCGUGCUUGAUCACAUGCACAUGUCACAAUGGAGAUCUUCCAUUGCUGCUUCCGUAUUGGACGUUUGGAAGCAACAGAUGAGACUUUCGCUGUCAACUCAGGCUGAUGGUUUGUAUUUUUCUGAACCAUAACACAACUGAAUUAACGAUCUGGGAUUCAUGUUACAGUGGAUAAAUACUGCUACCUUUAGUUGUUGUCAAACUUCAUCUCAAGCACUUUUAUUAUCAUUUAACGACACAGGAUUUAACAUUUUGUUCCUGUUGCAUGCACCCUAGUAAAGAGUGUUUUUAUGACAUACCUAUUUUAGCAAGAAGUUUUAAAUCAAUGAAACACACUGGUUUACCUCCACAGAAGAGGUAAGAUAAGGACAUUUGUCAGUCAGAAAAUUAAAAAAGGUAUGUGGGUUGUUUUAUUUGUGUUUCUUUGGGUCAUCUGAAUGAAUGAGACAAUCGUGUCCACCAGGGUCACUACCGUAUGUAACUGUAUGUCGAAAUUGAAAUUCUUUAGCUGGCAAUAGUUUGAUAUUAUAGCACCUAAUGACAAGCCUGAAACACGUGACUACAAGCCAAAUAUGAGUUUAUUGUUUAAAAGUAAAGAUUUCAUUAUUGUCACAACCACAAACCACAGUUAACAGAGUGAGAAGGUAUCCACAAUACUGUUCCACUUAAAACACAGUUAGGUGGGGUCAAAACAACCACAAAAUAUACAUCAUUUAAAAUUAUUUCAAGAUUGUUAAAAUUAGGAAACAAAAAUAUUUGAUCUUCCACUCUGAGCAAGAUUUUUUUUUAAACUCAGACUACCAAAAGGUUAAGGAAAUCAAACUCUUUGGCGCCUGGUUUCACACAUCAUUGUCAUGACAGUAGUGCAUUUAUCACAGCCCACCACUCUACAUGUGGCCUUUCCUGGUUUAGGAUUAAUUGACUUUGAGGCUUGGAGACACUUUUUAUGUUCAUUUCUACAACCUGAUGUAUUUGCCUGUUAGAAGGCUAUGAGUGAUGAGCAGCUAUCGCAAGCUUAUGACCUACUCUUCUGGAAUCCCCUUUUGUAAUCUGGGAUUACGUGUAAUCCAUUUCUGCAAGAUAGGAGCUUCCC
This is a messenger RNA of Doryrhamphus excisus (bluestripe pipefish), 3129 nucleotides long. It is a transcript of the gene dnajc18, whose product is annotated as DnaJ (Hsp40) homolog, subfamily C, member 18. The record is from RefSeq and is a predicted model, not a curated record. Gene Ontology annotation, molecular function: Hsp70 protein binding. Gene Ontology annotation, cellular component: endoplasmic reticulum membrane. NCBI's taxonomy places the organism in Eukaryota, Metazoa, Chordata, Actinopteri, Syngnathiformes, Syngnathidae. Gene Ontology annotation, biological process: cellular response to misfolded protein.